AUGAUAAUGGCAGGUGUCAAUCCUUUAACUAUUCCCAGAACUUUAACAUGCCUGCCAAUCACAUGGUAUUUGAACAAUCCUACUUGUUUACAUAUUUUUCCUAAUUGUGCUGAAUUAGCUGAUAAAGCUGAAGCAUUACAAAAAGAGGAAGCUGCAAAACAGGUUUGA
Molecule: messenger RNA, 168 nt
Organism: Entrophospora candida
Lineage: Eukaryota; Fungi; Glomeromycota; Glomeromycetes; Entrophosporales; Entrophosporaceae
Source: the annotation of a GenBank genome assembly